Molecule: messenger RNA, 1399 nt
Organism: Ctenocephalides felis (cat flea)
Lineage: Eukaryota; Metazoa; Arthropoda; Insecta; Siphonaptera; Pulicidae
Gene: trus
Product: programmed cell death protein 2-like
Cellular component (GO): cytoplasm
Source: RefSeq, a predicted model, not a curated record
CUCGCGUCAGUUCAUCAUGGCAAAACAUAAUAAUAGAGUUUAUUUAGGAUAUGUAGAUGAAUAUAUAAGUGAUAAACAUGCAUCUUUAUUAAAUAGUUGUUUAAAUAAAAUCGGUGGUUAUGCUGAUUGGCCAAUCAAAGGUGUUACAAAUCGUUAUCCAUGUGCCCUAUGUGGUUUGGAGAGGCCGCUUGUAUUGCAAAUAUAUGCACCUUUAGAUGGUUCACCUUAUCAUAGGACAUUAUAUUUGUUUGGAUGCUUUAAUCCGCAUUGCUGGAAUCAACCCCAGAGCUGGACAUGCAUUCGAUCUCAAGUUUUAGAUGCUUCACAAGAGGAGAGACUAAGUCCUCAAACUAAAACAUCCUCCAAUCUUUCUGUGAAAGGUUUAACUGAUAUUUCUUCCUGGUGUAGUUCUGCCGAUGAUUGGGAUUCCAAUAACUCUCCAAGUGAGAAUAAUGAUGAAGAAAAUGGAAAUGUUAUUCAAGGCAACAAUAAUCAGAGAAUUUCUGAUGAAGAUGAUGAGAGUGGCUCAUUGGAAUCGGACAGUAUUGAGCAUAGUUUAGGAAAUAUGGUCAUAGAUGAUCGUAAUGCUAAUGUUGGAGCUCAGGGUGGUGGAGCGGCAGGUCGAGUUGAUUCGUCAAGUGCCUCAGCUGAACUUGAAGGAGAUGAAUCUGAAUUAGUAACAAUUGAUUCACCAGUUGCUCCUCAGUGUGAUAUUUAUGCAAUGUUGCAUUGUAUUCCUGAUAUAGCUGAAAUCAAUAAAUUCAAGGAUACAUCAUGGGCAUCAUUUGCUUUUGAAUCAUAUUUUAUUGCAGUGGACGAAGAGCAAAAUGAAGAAAGUUCAGUUGUAUCUGAUCAUAUCCAAGAGCUUUUACAUGAAUAUCAAAUGAAAAAUGAAGAAUAUAAUUUAGGAAGUCCUGGUAGUCCGGAAGAUGCAGUGGGUGCUUUUGCUCAAGUUGCCGCACCAGACGAUCAAUCACAAUUAGAGGAAUAUGAAAAAAGUGGACCAGCUCAUGGUGAUAUAACCUUUCACAACUUUUUGAGGCGGAUUCAAAAAAAUCCAGGACAAGUAAUUAGAUAUUGCCGCGAAGGUACACCGCUUUUGAUGAGUUAUUUGGCGGAAAGUUCUAAACCUAGUCAGUGUAGUCAUUGUGGGGGUGAUAUGAUAUUUGAAAUGCAAGUGCUUCCAACACUUAUAUAAUUACGUCUUGUGCAAUCACCUGGAAUGCAUUUAGAAUUCGGAACCAUCUUGGUUUACACAUGUAAAACGAGUUGUUGGAGCAGUGGUGCUUCUUCCAUGACUGAAGCAGUAUUCUGCAAAAUGAAAAAUACUUCAAAAAAUAAUCACAUUAAUGUAUUUUCUACUAUGAGUAGAGUUCGGUUUUCUUUAUCAUAAAAUUUU